AUGGCGCUGCUGCUGCCGCUGCUUCUGGCCGUGGCCGUGGCCUUUGGGCCCGCCGGAGCCUGUUCGUGUCAGGAGUUCGCCUGCUCCCAGGGUUCAUGUGUGGCCGAGGACUCCGUGUGUGAUUUCACUGACGACUGCGGAGACGGCAGCGAUGAAAACAACUGUUCCACGUACACGAGGUGCGACUUUGAGGAGGAUUUCUGCGACUUCGUCCGAAACCCAGAGGAUAUUUCUGGAUGGAACAGAACCACAGAGGUCCCAGGACUCAAGCACGACCACACAAACAGGACUUCAGCAUAUUUUCUGUCUCUGUCACCUGUUGGAGGAAACCAAACCACAGCAGACCUGUACAGUCCUCUAUUCCAGCUCAGUCAGACCUGCAAGAUGAGUUUCUACCACUACGUUGGGACGAGACAUGGAGAUCUGCAGGUGCUGGUUGUGAGCGAUCCAGCUGGUCGGAGCUCAGAGGUCUGGAGACUUUCCGCACAGAGGCCAGAGUGGCUGCGGACACAGAUUCAGGUUCCCAGCGAUCAAAACUUCCAGGUGGUGAUUCGAGGGAGACUUUCAGGCGACGGCGAGGCCUCUGAAAUCCUCGCCAUCGACGACUUAUCCUUCAGUCCCGGCUGCAUGAUUGUCCCUGAAGCUGAGAGCAGUUCGCCCACCGCUCCCGCCUGCCCCCCUCUCUGGUUCGCCUGUCAGGACGGGAAGUGCAUCGAGGAGAGCAGAGUGUGUGACUUCACCCGGGACUGCCCUCGCGGAGAGGACGAAGCCGGAUGCCCCUCGGAGUGUAACUUUGAGGACGGGUCCUGUGGCUGGUACGAGCUGACACUGGGGGACGGCUUUGACUGGGUCCGCGGUUCAUCUCCGGAGGUUCCUUCUGACUACUAUGGCCGCCCGCCUCCACUGGACCACUCUACAAACACCAGCGAAGGUCAUUUUAUGUUCAUAUUGAAAAACAGCAGCAGUCUGUAUCCGAGGGCCGUUCUCCGAGGACCCCUGUUCCAGCAGUCGGCCUCUGGCUGCACCAUGACCUUCUGGCACUACAACUCUGGUUUAUCUGUCGGAGCGGCCGAUAUGUACCUUCGAAUUGAGGGAGAUGAAAACAUUGUUACUAUAUGGAGAGUGCUGUAUGACCAAGGGCCUCACUGGUACCAGGCCACCGUGCAGCUGGGACGCAUCAACAAGCCCUUCCAGAUCGCCCUGGCGAAAAUCAGCCUGGGUGUGUUUGACGGCGUCUCCGCGCUGGACGACAUCACCUUCAGGAACUGCUCCAUGCCGCCAGCGGCGGCGGAGUGCCCCACGGAUACGCACUUUCACUGCGUGCACACCAGGGCGUGCGUGGAGCGCCUGCAGGUCUGCGACCUCGUGGAUGACUGCGGGGACGGAUCGGACGAGGAGGGAUGCUCUCCAGAGCUGCAGUGCAACUUCGAGGACGGGCUGUGCAACUGGAAGCAGGAACACUGUGGGGAAGACGUGUUCGACUGGGCCCUCAUCCAAGGCCCAACUCCGUCCAUGAACACGGGCCCCUGGAAGGACCACACGCUAGGCACCAGCCACGGACACUACCUGUACAUCGAGUCCUCGGUCCCACAGGCGUUCAAGGACACGGCCGUGCUGCUGAGUCCGGUCUUCCAACCCACCCACCUGCAGCGACAGGGCCAAUCCAAGUCCCGCCAUCACUGUGCUUUCCGCUUCCACUACCACAUGUACGGAUUGCACGUGUUCCGUCUGGCCGUGUACGUGAGGACCUACGCCGCCGGCCGGGGUCAGAUGCUGUGGGUGCGAUACGGAAACCAGGGGAACCUGUGGCACAGGAAGACUCUCUACAUCAGCAGUGCCCGGCCGUUCCAGAUUUUAAUCGAGGGCACCGUUGGAGAUGAUUUUCAUGGAGACAUUGCCAUUGAUGACCUUUCCUUUCUGGACUGUGACCCUUAUGACGGAGAGCUCCCCAAACAGAAUUCUACAAUCCCCACAGCGACCGCCCCGACAGUUGAGCCCCAUUACUGUCGUGAAGGAGAAUUCGCUUGUGGAAUACGUGAAGAGUGUGUUCCCGUUCAACAAGUGUGUGACUUCAGACGGGACUGCUCUGACGGAUCAGAUGAAUUAAGUUGUGUGAAGGAGAGCUGUGGUUUUGAAGGCAGCGACACCUGUGGUUGGUUGAUGCCUUCGGCCGCAAGCCAUGCAUUCAGCUGGUCACCUAAUCAAGGCGAAAGCAUUCAUGAAGGAGAGGAGUACCAUCGUCCUGUUCACGACCAUACACUUAACAGUCCAGAGGGUUGGUAUAUGAAUGCAGACAGUUCUAAUGGCGGCUACGGUCAAGUCGCUGACCUGCAGACGCCUGUCAUCUCCUCCACUGGGCCCCAGUGCACCCUGGUCUUCUGGUACCACAUGAACGGGUUCACUAUCGGAUCCCUGCAGGUGCUGCUGAAGCGAGGAAAUGCCACUCAGGAGGUUUGGUCUCAGGCUGGUAACCAAGGCAACAAAUGGCGACGGGGAGAAGUGUUCUUGGGUUUAUCAAACAACUUCCAGGUGGUGUUCAGAGCCAAGCGUGGGAUCAGCUACAUGGGCGAUAUCGUGAUCGACGACGUCAGCUUCCUGGACUGCUCCCCACCUCUGCCUUCAGACCAGCCGUGCACCUCCGAGGAGUUCGCCUGCACCAACGGCCACUGCAUCCCUCAGGACAACCUGUGCGACUUCAUCAACCACUGCGGGGACAGCUCGGACGAGGACCCCUACAUCUGCAAGGGCUUUAGCGGACGCUGCAGCUUUGAGUUCGACCUCUGUUCUUGGCGCCAGAGCAGAGACGAUGACUUUGAUUGGAUGAUCAAAGCAGGCAGCACUCCCACAGUGGGAACGGGGCCAUCCAGCGACCACACCCUGAGGGACCCGUCUGGACACUACAUCUACCUGGAGAGCUCCUUCCCUCAGAAGUUUGGUGACACCGCCCGAAUAAACGGACCCUUACUGAGCCGCAGGAGCGCCGAGUGCAAGAUGCGUUUCUACUUUCACAUGUCUGGAGAGGGCAUCGGGACGCUCAGCGUGUUCAGCAAAAGUGAAGGACGCCGCCGAGUCCUGCUGAACCUGACGGGCGACCAGGGGAACUACUGGCAGCUGAGGGAGAUCCCGCUGAGCUCCUCUGCCGACUUCCAGGUCAUGUUUGAGGGAAAGGUGGGCCGGAGUCAGAAGGGAGACAUCUGCUUGGAUGAUAUCACCUUUUCUCCGGGCUGUCUCCUCGCCUCUCCGAGCGAAUCGUCGUCCAGCCCUCCUCCACCUCCUGCAGGGUCCUGUCCUUCGGGGCUUCUGCCUUGUGAGAACGGCAGGUGUUACAGCCGGAGGCAGAGCUGCGACUUCACGGACGACUGCGGCGACGGCACCGAUGAGAAGGAUUGUGGGACGUCCUGCUCGUUCGAGAACGGCCGCUGCGGAUGGAAGAGCUCGCUGGCUGACGAGUUCGACUGGAUGCUGGGUGCCGGAUCCGUCCAGAGGAUACGGCCUCCGUACGAUCACACGCUGAUGAACGAGAGCGGUCAUUUUGUGUUUCUGGAAGCGACCCCAGUCGGACUGAAAGGAGACAAAGCCCAUAUGAGGAGUUCUGUUUGGAAAGAGUCCAGCGUCACCUGCAAGCUCUCCUUCUGGUACUACAUUUCCCACAUGGCCUCGGGAACCAUCCGACUGCUCAUCAAGACGGAGGACGCUCUGUCGGAGGCGUGGAGUAAAACGGGGCAUCAGGGGAAAGAGUGGUUCAGAGCGGAGGUCCCGCUGAGGAGCCUCAGGAACUUUGAGGUGAUAUUUGAAGGCAUCCGCUCCAGCGACAUGAGCGGAGGAGCGGCCCUCGAUGACCUGGAGUUCACCAACUGUGCCCCAAGCGCCUUGGAGCUGCUGCGCUGUCCUGUAGCCACGGAUUUCAUGUGUAGCUGCGGCCGCUGCAUCGAGUCCCACCUGGUGUGCGACAACAAAGCCGACUGUGCUGAUGGAUCUGAUGAGAUAGACUGCAACCACCUAAUUGGCUCUCCCGGUGCCUGUGAUUUCAACAUGGAGGCAGAGGAGUGGGAAGAAAGGUGCCAGCUCUUCCAAGACUCUGACGACGACUUUGAUUGGCGGAUCAGUCACAGGACGCACACGUUCGGAGCCGGACCGCACGCCGACCACAGUCCAGAUGGAGGCGGGAACUUCUUGUACAUACACUCUGCAGCUCAGAGGGAGGGAGACGUUGCCAAGGUGACGUCCGGGCGUCCGUUUCCCGCCAGCAUCGGCCUGUGUCACCUACGCUUCUGGUUCUUCAUGCACGGCUCCCACAGGAUGGGGACACUGAAGGUCUACACUGUCGGACCGAGCGGCGCCCCCCUGUUGAUGUGGGCCGCCACCGGUAACCAUGGCAACCAGUGGACGUACGCUCACGUGGUCCUGUCGAACCCAGCGCCGUUCAGAGUGACCUUCCAGGCGGAGGUGGGCGGAGACAAGUGGACAGACAUCGCUCUGGACGACAUCUCCUACACCGCCGAGUGUUCGAGGGGAGGACCCGUAACUCCUCAACCUCUGACCUGCGCCGCCGACCACUUCCAGUGCGAGCACCUGCCUCAGUGCGUCCCAGAGAGCUGGCGGUGCGACGGGGAGCCGGACUGCGUGGAUCAGUCCGACGAGGAGCGGUGCCCGGACGUGGUACCCGGGACCCUCCCCCCUCAGGAUCUCUGUCCCGGCGGCUUCUAUCAGUGCUCCAACAGCAGCUGCAUCCCUUCCAUCCUGCGCUGCGACGGAGUCGCCGACUGCCCCGACGGAGAGGACGAACACAGAUGCCCGGCUCUGCUGCAGUGUCUGCUGGGAGAGCUGGUGUGCGAGACGUCCUCAACUUGUAUCCCACGCCAUCAGCGCUGUGACCGCUCGGCCGACUGUCCGCCGUUCCACUCAGACGAGUCCAACUGCCAUGAUUGCCCUCCGAUGUACUGCCUGGAUCGAGGCUCCUGCCUCGUGGACCAACACGGGCCUGUUUGCGUGUGUGAUCCAGGAUGGACUGGAAACCGCUGCCAUGUGAGGGAGAAACCGUCCCCCACCUCGCCACACACACCGGACGACCUGCAGCUGGACGCCGUGUACGUCGGCAUCGCCAUCGGCCUGCUGCUGCUCGUUCUCGGCGUCGCCGUGUGUAUUCUGGCCUUCUGCAAGAAACAAUGUCACUGCGUGAGGUCCGACCCGAUGGAGUACGGGAUGAUGGACGACCCGGACGACGACUCCAGGGCGGAGCUCCCCUCCAUGCGUGCCGGAGCAGGCGGUUGUCCUCGCAUUAACCCCAGGUGGAGUGACGGUCGGGGGCUCUCCAUCAGCGUCUACCCCUGGAGGAGGGAGGCUGGGGGUUCAAACGGGAAGGAUGCCAAGCUGUCCUUCUCCAACCCACUGUACAAUUAACCCCCCGAUGCUAAUGACGCCGCCCGUAAAGACCCAGUCAGAAAAACGAGGAGCUCAACUUUUAUAUCCAAGGUUAUUGUCUUGGCAGCUUGCCUUUGUUCGGAUAGAGCCGUGGAGACGGACAGCAGAGGUUGGAGCCAAGUCGGAGCCGAAGCGGGGAUUCGUUCACAUCUUUGACCAUGUGCUGCCUGUUCGCCGUCAUCUCUCCCUCAUGUCCUUUUAGCAUCGACAGUUCAUUCCCUCUGCAUCAAACUGGAUGAGAUUGUUUUAGUUUGCUGCAAACUGGGGGAGGAAAUGUUGAUGGUGAUGUUGUCAUGCUACUUCUGCCAUGAAAACUCCUUUUUUUUUAACAAUUUCA
Molecule: messenger RNA, 5758 nt
Organism: Salarias fasciatus (jewelled blenny)
Lineage: Eukaryota; Metazoa; Chordata; Actinopteri; Blenniiformes; Blenniidae
Gene: malrd1
Product: MAM and LDL receptor class A domain containing 1
Exons: 33
Coding region: 1-5400 (1799 amino acids)
Cellular component (GO): membrane
Molecular function (GO): protein binding
Source: RefSeq, a predicted model, not a curated record